CAUCAAAUCGCAGUCCGAACUCAGUUCCUUUCUCCAGCGGCAAGACUGAAGGAAGCAGAGAAACCACGCAGCACCAGAGCACAGUCCACCGGCUCGUCUCAGUAUGCAUGAGUAACUCAGUAAGUUAUAUGAGGCAGAGAAAUACCCGGUGUUGAAGGAGGACGACAUACCAGACGGAGGUCGGCAUAUCUCAGGGUCGUCAAAUUGGCCGCUCCUGUACAAUUAAACGAAAGCAUGGAGUGAGGAUUAUAUAGAGAAUGAAAAAAAAGGAAGGCGAGAAGAAGGGAGGCUCUUCAUAUUUAUGAUCCUCGGUUGUACACAUCUUAGAACUGCCCAUCCUCCACCUCCAACCCAGAGAGGUAAAGCAUCAAGAUCCACAUAGAAGCGAAGCCACCAUGGCUCCAGAAUUCUGUGCGUCACUUUGGUGAGCGUGGGGCCGUCAGAGGACAGAAGACAUGUUGGGACAGAGGGCUGGGCACCGCAUUGAAGCUUGCUGUAGUAACCAUGGAAACGGUGUGGAGGAGUUUGGCCUACAUUGGCAUCAUCGCCAUGGUUGCCAGUGGAGUGGCAGAGAGUUGGAGUCCUGAGGAGUUUGCUCAGUCUCAAGCUGAGUUUCUGUCCAGCUUGGGCCAGUAUGAGAUCGCCAUCCCAGUGCGUGUGGGGCCACAUGGGGAUAUGCUAUCGGAAGAGGAGACCUCUCACAGGAAUGGCAGACACCGGCGUAGCACGGAAACGCAGAACGUUCCAGAGCCGCAGCUGUACUAUCAGCUCUCCACGUCGAGUGCUGACCUUUUGCUCAACCUCACACUGCAGGGAGGACUGCUCUCGCGACAGUUCCGUGUGGAAUACUGGAAGAGGGGCCGCUUGGCUUGGAGUCACCCAUACUUGCCCAACUGCCACUAUGUGGGUCACUUACAGCACCAGCCUCAAUCUAGUUCUGUGGCUCUAAGCAACUGUAAUGGCCUGCAAGGGGUCAUUGUAGCUGGAGGUGAGGAGUACCUUAUCGAACCCCUGGUUUCUGCUCAAAACUUCACUAAUGAGGAUGGCAGAGAAGGGCACCCCCAUGUGGUGUACAAACGGUCGUCUCUAAGAUACCAAAACAUGGACCAGUCCUGUGGAGUCAUCGAUGAAAAGCCUGGUAAAAGCUAUGGAUGGUGGCAGAGAACGAUAAAGCCCUCACCCAACCAGAUGGGACGGGGCCAGUUACCACUGAAGCGUUCUGUCAGCCGAGAACGCUACGUGGAAACCCUGGUGGUGGCCGAUAAGAUGAUGGUCAGCUAUCACGGCCGUCGCGAUAUCGAGCAGUACAUUCUGGCUGUCAUGAAUAUUGUUGCCAAACUGUUCCAGGAUUCUAGCCUGGGGAAUGCAGUGAACAUCGUUGUGACGAGGCUUAUUCUACUGAUGGAAGACCAGCCUACACUAGAGGUAAACCAUCAUGCAGGGAAGUCUUUAGACAGUUUCUGCAAGUGGCAAAAGUCCAUCCUGCACCGGAAUGGACAUGGAAAUGCCAUCCCUGACAAUGGAAUCGCUCACCAUGAUACAGCAGUCCUCAUCACCAGGUAUGACAUCUGCAUCUACAAGAACAAACCCUGUGGAACACUUGGUCUGGCACCUGUUGGCGGUAUGUGUGAGCCAGAGAGAAGCUGUAGCAUCAAUGAAGACAUUGGUCUGGCAACUGCUUUCACCAUUGCACACGAGAUAGGACACACGUUUGGGAUGAAUCAUGAUGGUGUUGGCAAUGCAUGUGGGGUGCGCAGUCAGGAGACUGCUAAACUGAUGGCUGCCCACAUCACCAUGAAGACUAACCCCUUCGUCUGGUCUGCCUGCAGCCGUGAUUACAUCACCAACUUCCUCGACUCUGGCAUGGGUUCCUGCCUCAACAAUGUUCCCCCUAAGCAGGAAUUUGUUUACCCCACCACAGCCCCUGGCCAGGCUUAUGAUGCAGACGAGCAGUGCCGCUUUCAGUACGGAGUGAAGUCUCGUCAGUGUAAAUACGGGGAAGUGUGCAGUGAGCUUUGGUGCAUGAGUAAAGGGAAUCGCUGCAUCACCAGUAGUAUCCCAGCAGCCGAGGGCACCAUCUGUCAAACCAGCACCAUCGAAAAAGGGUGGUGCUACAAAAGAGUGUGUGUGCCAUAUGGAACACGUCCGGAGGGGGUAGAUGGUGGGUGGGGCCACUGGUCGCCAUGGGAGGAGUGUAGUCGCACCUGUGGGGGUGGAGUCUCAUCCUCUAUUCGCCAUUGUGACAGCCCCAGGCCAACAGUUGGAGGAAAAUAUUGUCUGGGAGAGAGGAAGCGCUUCAGGUCCUGCAACAUUGAUGAGUGCCCAGCCGGAUCUCAGGAUUUUCGGGAGAUUCAGUGCUCAGACUUUGACAGUGUUCCCUUCCGGGGGAAAUUCUAUACCUGGAAGCCAUACAGGGGUGGUGGAGUGAAGUCAUGUUCUCUGAACUGCCUGGCAGAGGGCUAUAACUUCUACACUGAGCGCGCUCCAGCUGUGGUGGAUGGCACACCUUGCAGGGACGACUCUCUGGACGUUUGUGUCAAUGGCGAGUGUAAGCACGUGGGAUGUGACCGGAUCCUAGGCUCGGAUGUUCGGGAAGAUCGCUGCCGCAUUUGUGGAGGAGAUGGGAGCAGCUGCCAGGUCAUGGAGGGGGUCUUCAAUGACUCCUUAUCUGAAGGAGGUUAUGAGGAGGUGGUCAGAAUCCCCAAAGGAUCUGUAUUCAUACACAUCCAAGAGCUCAACGUCUCUCACAAUUACUUGGUGUUGAAGAGUAAAGGGGACCAGUACUUCAUCAAUGGCAAGCUGACCAUCGACACGCCAAGACGCUUCGACAUCGCGGGAACCACCUUCCACUACCGCCGACCUGCCAAUGAACCAGAGACCCUGGAAGCAAUUGGACCCACCAACAUGACCCUGAUCGUCAUGGUGUUGGUCCGUGAAGAAAAUCCUGGAAUCCUUUACCGUUUUAACCCACCUGUCAGCAGAGAUCCCCUGAGCAGUUAUGCCUGGCAUUAUACAUCCUGGUCCCGCUGCUCUGCACUGUGUGCUGGAGGGGUUCAAGUCCAGCAGGUAGUGUGCAAGAAACAAGCUGAUCUCUCUGUGGUGUACAACCACUUCUGCGACAAGAAGAACAAGCCCAAAGACAAAAAAAGACCCUGCAACCAGGAGCCCUGCCCUCCAACGUGGUGGACAGGAGACUGGUCAGAUUGCAGUCGGAGCUGUAACGGAGGAGUGCGUACACGGGAAGUACUGUGUAAGAGAAAAAUCUCUGCUACAGAGGAGAAAGUCCUGGAUGACGCGGCCUGCCCCCCUCCACGGCCUUCUAUUACUGAGCCCUGCAACAACCAAACCUGCCCACCAGAAUGGCAUGCCCUCGACUGGUCUGAGUGUACUCCAAGCUGUGGUCCAGGUUACAGGUACAGAGUGAUUUUGUGCAGAAGUGGAGAGAACGGUGAAACACUGCCAGAGUCUGAGUGCCCGAAACAAAGCCGCCCGACCACCAGGGUGCGCUGCAACAUACAACGUUGUCCUCCACCUCAGUGGGUUACAGGACCCUGGGGAGAGUGCUUGGCUAGGUGUGGUAUGGGUCAGGAGGUUCGUUCAGUGCAGUGUCUGACACACUCUCGCCAGCCAUCCAAUGAGUGCCCUGAGACUCAUCGUCCCGCCUCCAUGCAGCAGUGCAAAAGCAAGUGUGACAACAGUGGCCCUACAGAUAACCCUGAAGAGUGUAAAGAUGUGAACACAGUAGCAUACUGCCCUCUGGUGCUCAGGUUCAAAUUUUGCAGCCGUGCAUACUUCAGACAGAUGUGCUGCAAAACCUGCCAAGGACACUGACCUCCCUCUCUCUCUCUCACACACACACACACACACACACACACACACGCUCUUUAUGUCUCUCUCCUGCCCCCAUUUCUUCCCUCUCCGACCCUCCCGUCUUCUUGCAUGGCCAAAACCGCCCAUGCUCAGCAUUCCGCUGGAGGAGUGCUGUUAACCACUGGCAGACUGACAUCAUCGUGAGAGAAAGCACGGAAGAAAUGAGAGCGAGAGAGAGACGUGAAAAGAAAGAGAGAGAGAAAGUCUGUGCUGCUCUCUUUCUCUCCCUCUGACCAGCUGCUUCGGCACUGCUGCUGUGAAAACCAGUCUGCUCAAAAGACAUCUGUCAAUGUUACUUUUGCUCUUCCAUGAGGUGCUUUCGCCCAUCACUGUCAUACAGAGAAGUGUUUGCGUGAACUGUCACAGCUGUACUGCUAAAUCUCAGUGAAUAAUAGUUGUCUAUUAUUGUAAUGUGAUAAAAUAAGCAUUUAUAUACCAGUUGUCCUUAGUCUCAAAGGUGCACUCAGUAAUUUUUGUGUGUGUUUGUGUGUAGUGCUGGUCGUUUUGGACUUAAUACUGAUACCUAGUGUUUUGGAUG
This is a messenger RNA of Carassius carassius (crucian carp), 4408 nucleotides long. Its product is annotated as A disintegrin and metalloproteinase with thrombospondin motifs 10-like. NCBI's taxonomy places the organism in Eukaryota, Metazoa, Chordata, Actinopteri, Cypriniformes, Cyprinidae. Gene Ontology annotation, biological process: extracellular matrix organization; proteolysis. The transcript has 26 exons. The record is from RefSeq and is a predicted model, not a curated record. Gene Ontology annotation, cellular component: extracellular matrix. Gene Ontology annotation, molecular function: metalloendopeptidase activity. The coding region runs from base 505 to 3831 and encodes 1108 amino acids.